Molecule: messenger RNA, 5690 nt
Organism: Rhineura floridana
Lineage: Eukaryota; Metazoa; Chordata; Lepidosauria; Squamata; Rhineuridae
Product: atrophin-1-like
Exons: 2
Coding region: 231-2087 (618 amino acids)
Biological process (GO): protein homooligomerization
Cellular component (GO): membrane
Source: RefSeq, a predicted model, not a curated record
CUCCAAUUUCCUAAUGCAUUGAGAAGGGUGGGUUGGCUCAGAGGCUGCUCUCAAAUGGCGUAUCCUCCAAGACAAAUAACUGGCCUUAUUAGGCACUGAACAUGCCCCACCUACUGCUACUACAUAAUUUGAGAAACCAACAGAUUUCAGGACACACACCGAGAUCUGCCCUGCAAAAGAAGAGCGCCUUUGAGAAGCCCACCAAAGCGUCUACAUAAGGACUAUCCAUUAUGGGAAAGUACCUGGUGACCUGCUCGAUAGCAUUUCUGUUUAUUCUUCUUCUACAGAUUGAUGUAAUUGUCUCCGUUUCCAAAAAAGGCAGCACAUCCAGCAGUAGUGGUAGAAAGCCUAGUAGGCCUGCACAUCAUAAACCCAGUAAACCUGUACGUCCCCAGCCCAGCCACCCUGUACAUCACAAGCCUGACAGACAUCCUAUACAUCCUCAGGUUAGCAAACCUAACCAACCUGUGCAGCCUGCACAACAUCCUGCUCCGCCGCAACACAAUCCUGGUAACCCUCCUCCAUACAACCCUGCCAACCCCCGACCCAAUCCUGGUAACCCUCCUCCAUACAACCCUGUCAACCCCCGACCCAAUCCUGGUAACCCUCCUCCAUACAACCCUGCCAACCCCCAACCCAAUCCUGGUAACCCUCCUCCAUACAAUCCUGCCUACCCUCCACACAAUCCUGGUAACCCUCCUCCAUACAACCCUGCCUACCCUCCACACAAUCCUGGUAACCCUCCUCCAUACAACCCUGCCUACCCUCCGCAUAAUCCUGGUAACCCUCCUCCAUACAACCCUGCCUACCCCCCACCAAACCCUGGAUACCCUCCACACAACCCUGCUGUCCCUCCGCAACACCCUGCCUACCCACCACAAAAUCCUGCCUACCCCCCACCAAACCCAGGAUACCCACCACACAACCCUGGAUAUCCUCCACGCAAUCCAGGUAUCCCACAGAAUCCUGGAUUCCCUCACAACCCUGGCCAUCCACCACAAAACCCUGGCUUUCCACAAAACCCUGGCUACCCUAGCCAUGGAGCAGGAGGCAGCUGGGGCAAAUAUGACAGUAAGCCAUGGAAGCCUAAGCCACCCAAGACCAAGAUGAAAUACGUGGCAGGAGCUGCUGUGGCAGGUGCUGCAGUGGGAGCCGUCGGAGGUUAUCUCUUGGGCCGAGCCAUGUCUAAUACGCAUUUUCAUUUUAACAAUGACAAUGAGGAACGCUGGUGGUACGAAAACCGUGACCGUUAUUCUGACCGAGUUUACUACCCGAGGUACAUCCAGCCUGUUCCUCAGGAUAUCUUUGUGAGAGAUUGCGUGAAUGUCACUGUGAAAGAGUAUGUGGAGCCCAGCGAAAACCAAACGGCAGAUGAGAUGGAAACCAGGGUCGUGACGCAUGUGGUGCGCGAAAUGUGCAUAGAGCAGUACCGUACCUACUCUAGCCACGCAGGAGGGAGCUCCAGCUCUGGUGGCAGUAGGGCAGGGGAGCCUGUGCUGGCCAAACCUGCGAUGGAGCAUGGAGCCAAGGAAGCUAUCCGAGGCAUUGCAGUGGAAGACAGUGGUGGAUACCUCUUAGGCAGUGCCAUGUCUAGCAUGUAUUUCCAUUUUAACGACAGUGAUGAAGACCAAUGGUGGAAUGAAAACCGCCAUCGUUUUACCCAUCAAGUGUUCCGCCCAAACUACAGCCAGUCCGUUACGAAGGAUCUCUUUGUUAGCGAUUGUGAGAAUGCCACUGCGACAGCAUACAUCAAUGGCAGCGGAAACCAAACGGCAAAUGAGGUGGAAACCAGGGUGGUGACACGAGUGGUGCACGAAAUGUGCGCUGAGCUGUACCGUAGCUUCAUCAGCCACAUGGAAGGAGGCAGCUAUGGUCAGAAGCCAGAGGUGCCUAGGCCGACCAAACUCUGGUUGAAGCAUGUUCAAGAAGCGGCUGGUCCUGGCAGCGUAGCAGGAGCUGGUAGAAGCUCUCACAAUAGCGCUGGGUCUAAUAUGCACUUUCACUUUGACGAUGACAACGCUUUCCUUCUUGCCAAGUCUUCUAUGCUUCUGAUCAUCACAUUGGUCAUGCGUUUCCUGAUUGCCUGAGGUUGAAAAUCCUCCUUAAGCCUUCGCAUUGUUGUUGAUCCAGAAGGAAAGAGAUCCAUAUAAAACAAAAGUUUCGUAGAGAAAAGUUUUUUGUUUCUGGAUCUCUUUGGUGGGUGUCAGCGCUGUUACAUGUGCUAAUUCUUAAUGAAUUAGAACCACCUUUGGCACUGUCUGCUGUUUCAAAAUAGCUUUCAGGGGAAGAAGCUAAGGAGUUGCUUUGUAAUGAAGGGAACACCCCCCUCCCCUGAAUCAAACCCCAUCUUUCUUCAUAGCUAGUUGAGCAUAAUCUAGCAGAGCAUAAACAUGAAAACAUAAUGGAAGCAUGGGGAAAAUCCUUUGCCAGACUGCUCCUGUUAUGUAGUCUGUUCAGUGGAGCUUGCUUAGUUUUAACAGCAAGCUUUAUUCUGUAAUAAGCGAUUAUAUGAAAGUCUGGUUUUGAGAGAAAGGAUUUCCAGUGCUUAUCCAGCUUCACUGAGUGACUUUUGAUGUUAUGAAAUGGAGUAUGGGGGAGUACAAGUGACUUGUAAAUAGGGAUGGAUGAAUCUGUUAAUUCUGUUUUCUCUCAGUUUCUCAUUUUUCCAAUCUUAAAUUCAGAUCCUCACAUUUCCACCUGUUGCAGAUUGUGGGUUUUUUUUAAAAAAAUCCUCAUGAAAAUUCACUAGCAUUUUAGGGCAAAUUCCUCCUAACAUGAAGAUCCUCCGUGGCGCCGAGUGGUAAGCGGCGGUAACGCAGCCGAAGCUCUGCUCACGGCCAGAGUUUGAUUCCAACGGAAGGAGGAAGUCAAAUCUCCGGUAAAAGGGGUCAAGGUCCACUCAGUCUUCCAUCCAUCCGUGGUUGGUAAAAUGAGGACCCGGCAUAUGCGGGGGGGGGGGGUAAAGAAAGGCCAGGGAAAGAACUGGCAAACCCACCCGAUAUAUACAGUCUGCCUUGUAAACGUCGCAAGACGUCACCCUGAGUCGGAAACGACUCGCGCUAUAAGUGCGGGUACACCUUUACCUUUUUUCCUCCUAACAUACACAUUUUGUAGGCAAUCUUGCCUAAUAUACAUGUUUUGCAAAACAGUUUUCCUGCAUUUUUGUAUGUUACUUACAGCAACAUAUGCAUUUGUAUGCUCACUUUACCCUUGUGUAUGUACACAUUACUUGUCUCGACAACUGCACUGCAAGAUUUAGAAAAGUAUUAGUGUCAACGGAUAGCUAUUUUUCAGUUUGUGUAUUGCUUCAGAAAGUGUGAAUUUAGUCCCAGGCUAUAGUCUGAAGCAGAGCUUUGAAAAGUUACUUUUUUUGAACUACAGCUCCCAUCAGCCCAAUCCAGUGGCCAUGCUGGCUGGGGCUGAUGGGAGUUGUAGUUCAAAAAAGUAACUUUUCAAAGCUCUGGUCUGAAGGCACAUGAGGCCAGCACUCUGCUGAAUCAGGUCUGGUCAGUGCCUGGAUGGGAGACUGCCUGGGAACCAUAUGUAAGCUGCCUUGGGUUUCUGUCAUGAAAAGAAAGGUGGGGUAUAAAUGUAAUAAAUAAUAAUAAAUUUCUCCCCCGUCUCUUCAUGUGCUACACAUUGAAGUUCAGUGUGAAUUUUUCAUUCCCACCUCCAGAAACAAGAUGUGAAAUUAGCCCCGCACUGGGAAUAUAUGCAUCUCGUAUAUGAUGGAAGAAGGGAGAGGUGAAAAUUCCACUUGAGACACUACUAACUGCAGGGAACAUUCUUUAACAUUUUAAACUGCCAUGAGAAUCUGGUUUGUGCAAAAAGAGGUAGAGUAUUGAACCACUGAACAAACAAGAAGUACAAACUCCCUCUCUCAUUACACAACUUAAAGCCUCUCAGAUACUCCUUGUUUAAAAAAAAUCUAGGAGCAGGUUCAUGUUAGGAUGCUUCCAGAUGAGUAUUUAUUGUGGAACAGUCCUUCUCAUGCGUGCACUCGUGCCAACAUGUCACUGGCAUCAAAAUGCCAGCCCAUUCCAUCUGGAUUUUCCCUUUCUGUAGAAAGUGCAAUUAGAAUUUCUAAAUGCGAUUGGAAUUUCAGGAACUGGGGAGGGAGCGGAUAGACAUCCAUUAAAGAGUCUGCUACACUCCAGUUUUAGUGCCUUUGCAAAUGUGGCUGCCAAGUGGAGAGAUGGGAUAUGUUGUAGGUGCUUUGUACGUGCCCUGGGGCACCUGAUGGCGUGUGUGUGUGUGGGCAUAUCACUUCCAAGUGGCAGUUUGUUAUGUUAACCCACAAGUUUUGUACAGGACCCACACAACAUCUUUCUCAUGAAAAUGCCAACCUGUAUUUCUCCAUUAAAUUCAAAUGUACCGUUUCCAUGGAAAAUCUGAUAAGCAAAAAAACACCCCCAAAACACAGAUUAAAGUGGGGAGGGAGGAAUAUGUGAUGGCAUUUUGAUGAGAAUGUCAUGUGAAUGUUUUUGAGAUUUUUUUUUUUGUAAGUUGCUUUGAGUUUCAUUUUGGGGAAAAAGUGACUAAUAAAUAUAAAUAAAUAAAUGCUAUGAAAAACAUGCAUGCAUCAAUGAACACCUGAGGCACUGACAUUUCUGAGCGUCUAAAGACCAAAACAUGAUUGGAUCUCCCAUUUUAUUAUUUUUAAAAAGGUUAAAAUUGGCUACCAGGGGAGGUGGUCAGUAGACAGAGUCCCUAUUUUGUACUUCCAUUGCCGGCAAUUCUCUCCUCCCUCCCUUCGGGCGUCUGUGGUGCUUCCAGAAAUAGCUACUAAAAUUGGAUUUUUUUCUCUUCGAAAUUGUAACUCGUGCUGCAAUACCAGAUGAUUUAUUUUUGGGACUGGUGUGUAUGUGUGUAUAGGGGGAUUUGGGAGAUUACAAUGCUUGUGUGUUCAGGAAACGCAGAGCCCAGUAGCCUUGUUGGGUCAGCAGGGAGAAAUUUUGUAGGAGCCAACAACGAAGACUGGUUUUUUUUGAGGGGAGGAAAAUCCAAAUCCCACAUCAAUAACUUAUUGGCCAGGCAUUUAACCUGAGCAGUGGCUGUGUGUGGUAGGCAGGCUGAUGUUUGCCUUUACAACCUGUCUUCUGUUCUUCUCUUCCCUACAGCAGGUUUGGCUCCUGGUUAUAGGAAUUAAUUUUUCCUGGCUGUCAUAAUUUGGCUCACUGAUGUGGUGUGAACUCUAUUUUGCUCUCCUUCACCUCUUCAAGUUUACUGAAUGCUCUGGGUGUGUGUGUGUGUCCUCACUGUUAGUGUUUGCUCUCUGGCAUGCUGUCCUUUGUCUUGUCCCAACAUGGGUAGGACAAGGUGGGAAGGGAAAAGAAGGGAGGCUGAGUUUGAAUUUGGAUAUUGAAGCACUUGAAUCAGGAUGCUGAACCAAAAGAGGGUGGGCCAAUUCUGCAAUACUUUGAAUGUGGAGGAUGGCUCCAUUCCAUCUCUCAGGAAGCUUACAGCAAGUUUAUACUUCUCUGUGAAGUGAGGAUAGUACACUGCUCUCCUCUUACAACAGUGCACAUUCUAAAAACAUAUCCUCUGCAUACACUGUGUUGCAAGAUGCUGCUGAUGUCAUCUGGAGAACUGGGGACAGAAUUUGGUUGGAUACCUGUUACAGCUGCAUGCCUUACCUUGACCUUCUUGCAAAAGUCCCCAAAUAAAGCUUUGGCCUGUUUUAACACCCA